Andrographis paniculata is the source of this 900-nucleotide messenger RNA. RefSeq names its product RING-H2 finger protein ATL29-like. NCBI's taxonomy places the organism in Eukaryota, Viridiplantae, Streptophyta, Magnoliopsida, Lamiales, Acanthaceae. The transcript has a single exon. The record is from RefSeq and is a predicted model, not a curated record. Bases 1 to 900 code for a protein of 299 amino acids.
AUGUCAGACAGAUCCACCCAAUCUUCUCCGCUGCCGCCGGUGACGCCAAGAAUAGGGCCGCCGCAAUUUACAUACCCACCGCUAGCCAUCAUCCUCACGAUCAUCCUCCUCCUACUUUUCUGCGUGGGAUUCUUCUCCAUAUACUAUUGUCGAUGUCUCCUGGACAAUGCCCUUAUCAGUUUCCAUAUCCGGCCUCGCCGGCCCACGCAGGCUGCAGUGGCAGGGAGAAGAGGGCUUGACCCAAAAAUAGUAGAAUCCUUCCCGACAUUCGUCUACUCGAGCAUCAAGGAUUACUGGAAGGAGAAAUAUGGCCUUGAGUGCGCCAUCUGCCUGGUUGAGUUCGACGAGAGCGAUGUCCUCCGGCUCCUGACAACAUGUUACCAUGUUUUCCAUCAACAAUGUGUUGACCUCUGGUUGGAGACUCACAACACAUGCCCUGUCUGCCGGAGGAAGCUCGACUGCACAGGGGAGUCGCCUACAAAAUCACCCUCAAGAACGGUGCAAGAAAUCAAUCAUAACCAGGGCAACAACAACAAUGACAACGAGGAAGUCAGCAUCACAAUUAGGGAUCACGAUGAGGAGGAUAGAACGAGGGUGGAUGAGAAGGGGCAACGGGUUGCCCUUUCUGGGAGUGACAAACAAGGAGAACACAAUGACUCUCAACAAUGUAGUAAGAUAGAGAAGCUUUCUAGGUCAAAUUCAACAGGGCAUUCGGUAAGUAUUAAUGUAGAAGAUAGGUUCACUUUGAGGUUGCCUGAACAUGUAAAAACUAAUCUUAUUAAAGGACACAAUCCUAGCAAGAGUUGGAGCAAUUUUGGGAGUAUAAAAGGCAUGGGCAACAAUGGCAGAGAUGUUGAUCUCGCCGAGCCUUCAGGUGAAGACAGCAACAGCAAAGUUUAG